AUGAGACAAUAUGCCGUUUGUAGUGAAGAUUUGAAUGAAAUUCAACAUCAUUUACAGGAAUGUGAUGACGAUAUGUAUGACACAAUAGCACCAGUCACACAAGACACUGAACGUCGAGAUCAGGAUGAAGGCAAUACAGAUACACAUCCAGAUUUGAAUGAAACUUAUGAUCUUUCUGAGGAUUUGGGUAUCCCAUCAUCAUUACCAAAUAAUGAACCACUCAUUUUAAAUGAAAUGCAAGACGAUGAAUAUCGACGAUUGCUCCAAAUGCUUAAUAGAAAGCAAAGAGAAUUUUUUUACCAUGCUUUGCAUUUAAUUAAAACAUCUGAUAAACCAUUUUAUGCCUUUUUAAGUGGAGCUGGAGGUGUUGGUAAAUCUCACCUUAUUAAAUCAGUUUAUCAAGCAGCAUUAAAAUACUAUAAUGCACAAGCUGGUGAAGAUUUUCGUCGUGUUCAUAUAUUAUUACUUGCUCCUACAGGAAAAACAGCUUAUAUUAUUAAAGGUAACACGAUUCAUAGUGCCUUGACAGUUCCAGCAAGUCAAUCACUUAAAAAUUAUAAACCACUUGAUUCUGGCAGGCUAAACACGUUUAGAUGCAAACUGGGUGCAUUAAAGUUGAUACUACUUGAUGAAAUAUCAAUGGUUGGAAACAGCAUGUUCACAGUUCAGUUGAAUAACCGUUUGAAAGAUUUAAAAGGAAGUAAAGAAGACUUUGGUGGGGUUAGCAUCAUUACACUUGGUGAUUUGUUUCAACUUAAACCUGUCAUGGAUGGCUACAUUUUCACUGAUGUUCAGUGUUUAAGUUCUUAUAAUAUUCUUGCUCCAAAUUUAUGGAAAAGAUAUUUCAGAAUGUUUGAGCUUGAUGAAAUUAUGCGACAAAGAGAGAGCAAGGAAUUUGCCGAGAUCUUAAAUAGAUUAAGAGAAGGUAAACAUACUUCCAGUGACCUCAAGAAACUGAAGGAAAGAUGUGUUAACGAAUCUAGUUGUCCUACAGAAGCUCCACGUUUGUUUAUUCAAAAUGCUUUGGUUGAUGAUUAUAAUGAAAAAGUAUAUGAAUCGUUUAGUGGAGAUAAAUAUGUAAUUAAAGCACAAGAUAGUGUCAUUGGAGCAUGUUCUGCUGAGCUGAAAGAGAAAAUAAUGAGACAAAUACCUUAUGUUUCUUUGAGGAACUCUAAACAGUUGGCUAGUAAACUUAAACUUGUUGUAGGACAACGAACUGAAAUGGCAGUUAAUGCGCGAACUGAUGAUGGUCUUACAAAUGGUGCUAGUAAUAUAAUAAAGUUAAUACAAUUAAGAGACGAAAGUAAACCAUCUGGUGUUGUUUGGGUCCAAUUUGACUGUGAAGAUGUUGGGAAAAUAACCCGACAGGAAAACAGAAAUCUUUAUCAUACAGGUAUUGAAAGUACGUGGACACCAAUAAAACCUGUUACAACACAAUUUGCAGUGGGCAAAACUAAAUCAGCUCAAGUUGUCAGGAAACAAUUUCCAUUACGGCCAGCAUCAGCCAAAACUGUACACAGAUCACAAGGUGAUACUCAGGCUCAAAUUGUUGUAAACUUAAAUACUAACAGGACUAUUCCUCAUAUACAUUAUGUUGCUUUAAGUCGAGUUACGACAAUUGAAGAGUUAUAUAUCACUGAUCUAUGUGAAAAUAAAAUAUCUGUUGAUCAAAGAGUUGUCAAAGAAAUGGAAAUGUUACGAACUGAACGUAGCUUAAAACUUUGUUUUACACCAUUGUAUAUGUUGGAUCAUUCGGAUUUAAAAGUCUGUUACCUCAAUGCACGAUCUCUGCAUAAACACAUUGAAGAUGUUCGGAAAGACAUCAAUUACUCUUCAACUGACAUUGUAAUAUUUACUGAGACAAGGUUUAGCCCAUUGGACCCUGAUGAAAUGUACAAUAUAAAUGGUUACAGACUAUUUAGAAACGAUAUUUCUCAAUUUUCUGGUCCUGGAAGACCAUAUGGUGGAACAGCUGUUUAUAGCCGAAUCCCUUUAAAAGAACGUUAUCCAUAUGCUCACAACACUAAUGGAAUUGAGUUUACAAUUAUCAAAACCGAAAGUCACCCAAACCUGACUAUAAUUGGGUUGUAUCGUUCUCCCAGUAUUGCUUUAUCACGCCUACUUUCUGCUCUUCGAACUAUUCUUGAUCAAGAUUCCUCUUCACAAAACAUAUUCAUUGGAGACUUUAAUAUAAACUGGAUGGCGGAAACUGACCGGCAAUCGCUUUACAACCUAAUGCUUAGAGAAAAUGACUACCGACAAUUAAUAUCAUCUUUUACAACAGAUAACAGAACAUUAAUUGAUCAUUUAUAUACAAAUUUGAUUGAGGAAGAAAUUAAUGCUGGCAUUCUUGAAACCUACUUUAGUGAUCAUAAAGCUAUAUGGGCUUCAGUCAAACGGUAA
Paramuricea clavata is the source of this 2403-nucleotide messenger RNA. Lineage: Eukaryota; Metazoa; Cnidaria; Anthozoa; Malacalcyonacea; Plexauridae. The record is from the annotation of a GenBank genome assembly.